Messenger RNA from Boleophthalmus pectinirostris (great blue-spotted mudskipper), 2046 nucleotides. RefSeq names its product coiled-coil domain containing 96 (gene cfap184). The record is from RefSeq and is a predicted model, not a curated record. Bases 250 to 1542 code for a protein of 430 amino acids. Gene Ontology annotation, biological process: cilium assembly. Lineage: Eukaryota; Metazoa; Chordata; Actinopteri; Gobiiformes; Gobiidae. Gene Ontology annotation, cellular component: ciliary basal body; axoneme. The transcript has 6 exons.
CGGGACCCCAGAGCGAGAAUCGGCCGCCGUCCACCAGCUGAUAACCGUGCCAUCUGCGGUGAUUACUGAUCUCUGCGCCCGCCGAGAAGCACUCCGGACACAGCUCGAUGUCGGGACACUCCGUGCAGCGAAGCCGGAGACCAGGAAAAAGGUGACAAUGUCCAAACCAGUACUGUGUCAGAGAAUGACGGACAAUCGGUUAAGAUUCAGCAUUCCACAGAAGAUCCCAAAGAAGAAAAGUCUCCAGAUAUGGACGAAGAUGGAAAUCAAGAUUAUUUAGUUAACCAAUCUGAAUUCACAGAAGAAAAGCUGUCAGAUUCCCAAACACAUCUUGACAUUGACGUCAUGUUACCAGAAGAUCACAACCUUAUUACUGAACCAUCUGGAUCAACCGAAGAGAAACUAGACUCAGAUGGAGACCACGGUGACCACAUUGCUGAAACAAACCAACAAAGUCUACCGUUUGGGGACAGUUUGAUCUCAGAGGCUCCCAAUGGUGAAGGAGAUGGCCCCAACCGACUGGACUACGAGACCCAAGACAGAGAGUCCUCCUCAGAACAUGAAAGACCAGCCAGUGCCUACACCACCGGUUAUGAAGAAUACGCUUUACUUCUGGAGCAGCUGACAGAAGAACAAGCUCACGCCAUCGAACACAGGAAGAAGCUGCAGUUGAAGCUAGUUCCAAUAUUUGCUAAGAAGCCCAAAGAGGAGAUGGAGAGGGUUCUGCGGGGGGAACUGUGUGAGGAAAGUUACGAGGAGAGUCUGGAGAUGCUGACUGAGCUCAAGCUGAACAUGAAGGAGGAGAGAGAGAUGGCGGAGAGGCAGGCGGACACGCUGAAGAUGCAGGCGCAAGAGAAGCUAAGCAAGGUGGACAAAGAAUGGCGUGAACUGCUGUCCCUGAAGAAAGACGUGGCAGUAAUGGUGCUGAGUCGGCGCAUGGCUAAACCGGACGCCCUGGCUAAGGUGGAGUUCGCACUGUCCUCAGAGGAGAAGCACCAGGAUGAGCUGACCAGACUGCGCCUCCAAAACUUCAGCCUGGAGAAUCGGAUCCGGAGACUGGAGCUGGAGAUCAGCGAGGCCGACCGGAACGCCACCAACCCCUACCAACGCGAGUACGAGAAGCUCCACGCGCGGAGGAUGGACAGGAAGAAGCACGGGGAGAAGAGACAUGAAGAGGCUGUCAGAGUACAGAGGAGGGUGGUGAGGAGUUUGGAGGUGCUGUCCAACAUCAAGCAGAGGCUCCACAGCACCGAGACAGAGAUCCAGCACCAACAAGAGAAACUGGCCCAGGUGAACGCCAUUUUGGCUCAACACAGAGACAAGCUCACGAACCUCAAGCGAGCUCGCAGCAGCCUGCAGAGGGACAACACCCGCCUGAAGGAGCAGCGUGGCCUGCUGGGAAACGAAGUCCUGUUGAGAGACUACGACUUCACCAAGCAAGCCAACGCAGCGCUCGAAGAAAAACUACAGGAUCUAAAAUGUCAGCAGGCGGAUUUAGAAUUCUAUCUAAACAGGAGGAAGAAGAGGUUGCAGAUGAUGUGAUGUGGAGAUCGUGAAUUAUAAUUAAAAGGUGCAAUGUGUAACUUUUUACAGCUCAAAAAUAUGUUGAUACGCAUGCAUUUCUGUGAGUGGGGUUGCCUCUCCAUAGAUCUGACCUGUAUAUUUGACCUGGUGGCACCAUCUCAGUGUUUAAUGCCAUACUGUGGAGCAUUCCAAGCAAAGUAACAAUAUCUCCAUGGAGACAAGCGGAUGGAAAAGAUUACAUAGGGCAUCUUUAAGAGUUGAUACUGAUGAAACUUUGAUGCCAAGACUCAGCAGCAUUUAAAGAUAUUAAAAAUUCAUUGGCACUUAAGCCGAUUACAUUUGUGCUCAUAAUUGAUUAAUAAUUCAUUUUAAUGUUUGGAGCAGUUUAUAUUUUUGUACUGCUGACAACUUAACAUUCACAACUGUUCAAACUGUAGGCUAUAAUCUUUGUGUUAUCCUUUAAUUUACUUGGUUAGACCUCCUUUUUAAAGAAUUGCAUGUUUUCAUAACUGGAUUAGACCU